AUGACUUCGAGUCUUCACACAUUUUCUGGCAUGAUUGCCUUCUUUAUUGUACUUGCUUUUCUUUGCAAACCUACCCAUGCAUUCGGAGCUGGCAAUGUUCCCGAUAAUUUGAGCAUGAACACCAGCGUCUGGAAGCAUGGCGACAUUGGAGAUGUCUUGAAGCUUCUACCAAUUAGCUUCCUAACCAAAUAUGGCUUUACCGACCUGGACAUUCUCCGAGUUUACUUUGGCAACUGGCUCAGAGACUAUAGUCAAGUCAUUGAUAUCAUGCCUCUUGGAAAGGCUAAGGAACCAGCUUUAAGGGCAAUUGGUUACGCCGAAAAUAAGCAGGGAAAAUAUCUGAACGAUGCCACUAUAGACAACCUGGACCCGCGCCUACGUCGGGAGGUUCUUCCAAAGGAGCUCGAAAUUGAUGCCAAGACAGGAAUGAAGAACUAUAUUGCAAAUGAAACCAUAGGAAUCAACACCUCAGCGAGCUACAUCCGACGCAAAAUCCAGGAGUGCGUCAACCAUGGACGUAUCGCUCGUCGCGAUGGCAAUGAGUCGCGGCGCCACGAAGCUCUCAUUUGCUUAGGUGCACUCCUCCAUACUCUAGAGGAUUUCUCGGCGCAUAGCAACUAUGUGGAGCUUGUUUUGCAUUGCAUCGGAGAGAAAGACAUAUUUGCCUGCGUUGGCAACAAGUCCAGGAUCACCAUCCCGAGCACCACCCAAGAGGUUGCGCCCCUUGUUACGGGAACUUUCGGGUCGCUUGAUGUUUUCCAAAGUAUUAUAGGAGAGCUUGAUGAUAAAGCUGCGAUGAAGAGUGAAGGCGAAUUGGAUGCAUUAGACAAUAUCCUAGCCGCUGCCCCAAACUUUAGCGAAGUGGCUGCGGGAAUAGCCAGCGCUUUGCAAUACGUCGUCAUGCUAAUCCCAGGCGGAGGAAGCCUGAAGACCGACCUUCAGACGAUUCUCAAGACGGUUCAAUCGGCUGAAAGUGACAACUCGGGCAAAGACGCAAUCGACAUUGACACCAACGAUAUCUGGACUGCCAUCGAGCCCAUCUUUUCAUUCCAAGGAAAGAUCAAGAGAUUCUUGAUCGAGAGCAAGGAACACCCCCAGAUUAGCCUUAUUACGAAGACCCUGGACAAGGUCGGCGAGCUCAUUGACAAGCUGGUCUAUUCUGCACUUGCUAUUCUCAUCGAACCUGCUAUCCAACGGGUCCGGGAAGCUAUCAAGGACGGAAAGGAGACGAUUGAAGAAGUUGAUCGACAGAAUAAGAAUUAUGUCAAUAUCUUCGCGCCUGGAUCCACAGAUUCUGAUCCCAGUCACUCGAUUCUCGCCAAGGAUCAUUUCAGCAAUUACUUAAACCCUGUCGCCGGCCGUGUCGCCACUGCGACUACAAACUGGGCUACCCAGAGAAUUGUCGAGUGCUGGGACUCUGACGACGAUGCCAUCGUUGCCAAGAAUACCGAGUCAAUUCUGAAGAUUCUUCACCACCCAGCCUUUGCUGCUUCUUCGGAGCAAACUUUCAUCCAGAGGACAAUGUAUGAAAUUGUUGAAUGCUGGUGGAACGAGCGUACCCCUUCGCAACAAAGCACCCUUCGAGCCCACCUGGGCAAAGAGGGCAUUCAUGCCAAUGCCGACGGUCACCACCAUGGUGAUAACAAUCCUGUUGAUGCGACAAGACAAUUUGCCGGCAAGAAGGGAUUUGCAGCUGAUUGGACUGGUGCCCGGCCAACAUUGGUUGAGCGGCCUACAAAGGACAUCUUUGACGAUGUCACGAAGAUCUUCAAUGAACUUGGCGAGACUUUGGAUAAGACCGGAAAAAUGUUAGAAGAAGGAGCAGUUGAAGCUGCGGAGUUGAUUAGCAAGGGACUUGGUGCUGCUGGUGAUGCCAUCAGCGAGACAGUGGACGAUGUUGGUAAAGGUCUCAAGCGAGGGUUUGAUGAGGUAGCCAGCACUGCCGAAGAGAUCGCCGAGGAAGCCGCGCGAGGUGGGAAGAAAAUCUUCGACGAAGCUACCAGAGCUGGCGAGCAGUUACUGGACGAUGUGGAGGAGACCUUUAACGAUGGUGUUCGCGCAGUGGAGGAGACUGUUGACGAUGUUGCCCAUGCGGCUGAAGAAGUCUUUUCGGAUGCUGAAAGUUUUGUCGAGAAAGGGGUUGAAGACAUAAUUGAGACGGGCGGUGAAAUCGUCAAGGAUGUUGGAAACUUCGCCGACGAGGCUGUUAGCUCUGUAGGGCGGGAGAUGGAGGACUUUGGCAGAAAGACGGAGGAAGUCUUUAGCGAUGUUGGAAGAGCAUUAACAAGUUGGUGGUAG
Phaeoacremonium minimum UCRPA7 is the source of this 2298-nucleotide messenger RNA. Its product is annotated as putative nima-interacting protein. Lineage: Eukaryota; Fungi; Ascomycota; Sordariomycetes; Togniniales; Togniniaceae. The record is from RefSeq and is a predicted model, not a curated record. The transcript is spliced from 5 exons. The coding region runs from base 1 to 2298 and encodes 765 amino acids.